This is a messenger RNA of Pyrus x bretschneideri (Chinese white pear), 2090 nucleotides long. Its product is annotated as alpha-1,6-mannosyl-glycoprotein 2-beta-N-acetylglucosaminyltransferase-like. Gene Ontology annotation, cellular component: Golgi stack; Golgi membrane. The record is from RefSeq and is a predicted model, not a curated record. Lineage: Eukaryota; Viridiplantae; Streptophyta; Magnoliopsida; Rosales; Rosaceae. Gene Ontology annotation, molecular function: alpha-1,6-mannosylglycoprotein 2-beta-N-acetylglucosaminyltransferase activity. The coding region runs from base 607 to 1890 and encodes 427 amino acids. The transcript has a single exon. Gene Ontology annotation, biological process: oligosaccharide biosynthetic process; protein N-linked glycosylation.
AAUAUACAGACAAAUUUCCCACUUUCAAAUUCAAAGGUCUUCCUUUUGGAAUUUGGAAAUUUUCUUCAAGUCAUCGGUCAACUGACAAAUCAAAGCCGUUGAUACGAAAGACAUAUCAACCUUUGAAAUCUAUCUUUGCUGCUCAAAGAUUGGAUUUUGACCAUAAACCCUGUUUUUUUCCUCCAGUUUUGGAUGUGGGUUUUGUGAUUUGAUUCUUGCUUUCCGAGCUUUGAUUUGUCCUGCCAAAUUCGAGUUGCAGCAAAAGGAAGCUCGAAGUUGCAGCAACUGGAAGCUCAGAUUUCACUCCCAUGGAUGCAAUUAGAUCAAGUUUUGGCUGAUUUGAUCUCGUCGCACCGACUGUUUUGGAGGUUUUUGAUCCCUACCCUUUUGAUUGCUCACUCUGUUCUCAAAUGGGUUGGUGCUGUUUUGAAGUUUAAAUACUUGGUUGUGCUUGUUUGAGAGAAUUAAAGACUCAGUUUUCUAGCUGCAAGUAUUUGGUUUUCCACUUUUUCUGCAUAUCUGGUUUCUGAAUUCUAUGAAAAUAUGAAUGGUGUGGCUGUAACUGUCAUAUGAAGUGUGUUUGUUCCCAUAACUGCUGUUGAAUCUAUGGCUAUUAUCAAGAAACACCGUCUAAAUGAUGAAGCGGCUUUUCGCCGUUUCUUGCCAUUGGUUUCGAUUACAUUGUUAGGGGUUUUCCUGCUGAUGUUCCUUCUGAGAUUUAAUUCAAUUUCAAAUUUUGUCACGCCGCCUUCGGAUGAUUUUGGUGAGGUAUCGAUAAGGAGUGGUAAUCGUUCACAUGUUAGACAAAUAAUUAGCCUCCCUAAGCAGACUGAAUUCUCACUGAAGUUGGAAAAGAGGAAUCAGCUUCCCCCUAGGAACUUAGAUCUCUAUCCAAGUCUAGCCAAGGAUCACAUAACUAUAGUUCUUUAUGUGCACAACCGGCCGCAGUAUCUCAAAGUAGCUGUUGAUAGUCUGUCUCAGGUUGUAGGUAUAAAUGAAACUUUACUGAUCGUAAGUCAUGAUGGAUACUUCGAAGAAAUGAACAAGGUUGUGGAAGGGGUCAGAUUUUGCCAAGUGAAACAAAUUUUUGCACCUUACUCGCCCCACGUCUUUCCCAAUAGCUUUCCAGGGGUUUCGCCUACAGACUGUAAGGAAAGGGAUGAUGCAAAAACGAAACACUGUAAGGGGACUCCUGAUCAGUAUGGAAACCACCGUUCUCCGAAGAUUGUGUCAUUAAAGCAUCAUUGGUGGUGGAUGAUGAACACAGUGUGGGAUGGAUUGAAGGAGACCAAGGAUCACAAUGGUCAUAUUCUUUUCAUAGAGGAGGACCAUUAUAUUUAUCCCAAUGCUUAUCGUAACUUGCAGAUACUCACAGAAUUGAAGCCUCAAAAAUGCCCUCAUUGCUAUGCUGCCAAUUUAGCUCCGUGUGAUGUGAAUGCAAGAGGAGAAGGUUGGGAUAGUUUGAUUGCAGAGAGAAUGGGAAACGUAGGAUAUACAUUUAACCGGACUGUUUGGAGGAAAAUUCACAAAAAGACUUCAGAAUUUUGUUUCUUUGACGAUUACAAUUGGGAUAUAACAAUGUGGGCAACGGUCUAUCCCUCAUUUGGUAAUCCUGUUUUCACAUUACGAGGGCCUCGGACUAGUGCAGUACACUUUGGCAGGUGUGGUUUGCACCAGGGACAGGGGGAGGCAAAAGCAUGUAUAGACAACGGCAUGGUGAACUUUAAACUGGAGGAGAUAGAUAAGGUUGCAAACAUCAACUCGGACUGGGAAGUGCAGGUCUUUGAGAAUCAGCCAGGGUACAAAGCCGGAUUCAAAGGUUGGGGAGGUUGGGGGGACAAGAGAGACCAUCGUUUGUGCUUGAGUUUUGCUCAGAUGUAUCAUUCAUAGAUAGACAUUGCUUUUUCAGUGUCGGUAUUUAGCCAUCUGUUGUAACCGGUAAGAUCUGGAUUUCGUUUUUGUUAAGUGAUAGCCAAUGGCAUGAGUAGCCGUGAGAUGUUUUGUAUCAUGUUACAGAUGAUGUUUAUGUUUGUUUCUUCAAGAAUCAAAAUCUUGCUCUAUAUAAAUCAUAAUUUUCAUUUCUUUUCUUC